AGCCAGCUUUAUGGCGGUGCACCGAAGUGAUCGGGACUAAGGGAAAGACUUUACUGCCGUAGCUCCUGUCCGUUUCCCCCCACUUCGAACGGAGACUUUAACUGGACAAGCGGGAAGUUUGCGCCGGAUUUACGGGAUUUAAGCCGCCGUGGAGAUUCUCGGUACUUCUUUGUGACACGCUCGGGGCGGCUCGGAGUAUCUGUCCCCACCACCCCUCCUCCUCCGCUGGCUGGCUGCUAGCCUCGGUUACCGCUGAUCAACAUGGUGGCCUGCUGGUGAGGAGAACCCCGGAGCUCCGUGAGGGGGAAUUUUCAGUAACUCCAUCCGCAGCCCGAACCGUUUGCGGCGGCAGACACCAAGGCUCCCGAGACAUUACCUUCCCGGUGGUGGUUUUAUCCGCGUGUUUGUUUGGUUUCUGUGGCCCAAACGGCGGUUUUGUGGUCGUUAAAAGAGCGUGUUCUGUGGACCGUGGGUAAUUGGAGUUAACCUGAAAAAAGUUCCCACCAGACCGCCUGAAAGUUUCCCGACAAGUUUGAAACCACAUCGGAAAACCGUGAAGGAUUAAUUUAAGCAUUUUUAUUUUUAUUUUCUUUAAUGACGGAUGCUGAUGAUUUGGUGAGCAAGUGCAGUCUCCUGGACCACGUCCAUCCUCUGAAAUCCUUCUCAUUUUUAAGAUUCUUUUUCUGUGUAUUAUUAUUCUGGAUUAUGGCAUAAUCCGAACCGCAGCAGGCCUGCUGAUUUGGAAGUAAAGAUCUGUUGUUUUUUUUUUGUUUUGUUUUUUGUUGAUGGUGGUGGUGAUGACAGAGAAAAGCGAUGGUGUCCCUUCCUUAUGAUUCUGCCUAGAGAAGAGUUCAUUACAUGGAGACUCGCCUGACAUGCCGAGGAAGGAGUUGCCACUACCACACGGUUGGGAGGAAGCCAAAGACUUUGAUGGGAAAAUUUACUACAUCAACCACAUUGAACAGUCCACCAGCUGGAUCGACCCUAGAGACAGGCAGACAAAGCCUCUGACAUUCGCUGACUGCAUUGGAGAUGAGCUGCCGGUGGGCUGGGAGGAAGCUUACGACCCCGUCGUCGGAUCGUACUAUGUCGACCACAACACCAAGCGGACCCAGCUGGAGGACCCACGGGCCCAGUGGCAGCGGGAGCAGGAGGCCAUGCUCCGAGACUAUCUGGCCGUGGCCCGGGAUGCGCUCAGCGCCCAGAAGGAGAUCUACCAGGUGAAGGAGCAACGGCUGCAGCUGGCGCAGCAGGAGUACCGGCAGCUCAACGACGCCUGGAGGGACAAGUCCACGUCACAGACAAGCCUAAAUUCCAGGUCGUCCUCAUCCAGCAAAUAUGACCCAGAUAUUCUCAAAGCGGAAAUCGCCACAGCCAAAAGUCGAGUGAACAAGCUGAAGCGGGACUUGGCCUGUAUGAAGCAGGAGCUGCAGUACAAAGAGCAAGGCUUCGAGACGCUCAUAGAGAUUAACCAGAAAGUAUCCAACAGCCCAUCCGGUUACAAGCUGCAGGACGCGCAGGCCAUCCUCAACGAGGUCCGCUCCAUUCGAGACGCCAUCAGCUCCGGGGAAAAGGAGAAGCAGGAGCUCAUGCAGAAACUGGCCGUGUUGAAGGACGGCUUCCGGCUGAAUUCUGGCUCCCAACAGGAGCUGUGGGGCAGCAGUCCGUCGCUCUCCAACUCUGAGACGUCCAUCCCUCGCCUCUACUCCGACGUCGGAUCCCAAACCGACCUCCCAGCUGAGUUUACGACCAGCAGCAACAAACUGGCAGAGAAAGUUCGUCUGAGCCUGAAGUAUGAUGAGGCAAAGAGAAGGAUCGCCAGCAUUGAGGUACAGAUUGCCAAACUGGACAGCGAGGCGUGGCCGGGGCUGCUGGACCCGGAGCGGGACCGCCUCAUCCUCAUCAACGAGAAGGAGGAGCUGCUGAAGGAGCUGCAGUACGUCAGCCCACGGAAGCGGCUGGAGCCCAACGAUGCUGAGAAGCUAGAGACGGAGAAGAAACGCCUGGAGAGAGACCUGCAGGCUGCCAGAGACAACCAGAGCAAGGCGCUGUCUGAGAGGCUGCGACUCCACUGCAAGAGGAGCGAGUUGGUGCGGGAGCUGGAGGAGACGGUUCGACUGGCCACGUCUCUGCAGACGGAGCUGAGGAGCCUGUCGGCCAGCACUCUGUCCUGUUCGUCCGGCAGCAGCCGCGGCUCGCUGGCAUCCAGCCGCGGCUCGCUGGCCACAACAUCCAGCCUUGGCUCCGCCUCCUCCCUCAGCUUCACCGAUCUCUACCUGGAGCAGCCCGAGCUAGCCGACCCGGACCUGUGCAGCAAGCUGGACAGCCUCCUGCAGGACGGCGGCCCGGUCGGCUACCGGCCCUCCAGCUCCAUCACCACCAUCCACGAGCAUGAGGUGGUGACGGGCUGUGGCCAGCGCGGCGCUGAGCGGUCUGAUGACGCCGGGCCUGGCGGCGCCGAGUCUUCCCGGGUCCAGGUCCUCAGGCUGUCCGAAACGCCGCGUUCCAUGAACUCGUUGUCUCCGCGCUCAUCUCUGUCGUCGCUGUCGCCGCCGUGCUCGCCGCUGGUUUCGGACACCACGUUCCUUUCGGGGGAGGCGGGGUCCGGCGGGGUUGGGCUGGACCUGGAGCUGCGCAGCAGGCUGACAGAGCUGGAGCUGGAUCCCGAGGAGCAGCGGAGAGAACAGCUGGAGGACAAGCAGAACCUGAACAAUGUCCUCGGAGACGAGUGCAAAGGUGCUCAGAUUCAAGGGGCGGGGCCAAAGAAGAUGGGCGUGACCUCAGCUGUAUCUGAUGAGUCAGUGGCCGGUGAUAGUGGAGUUUAUGAACCAUCAGAACGCAAGCCAGGCCUCCCUACAGAACUCCUCCUGAGCUCCUAUGAGGACCGGUCUGCGUCUGGCUGCUCCCAGGUCCAGCUCGGCUUCCGCUACGAAUCCAGAGACCAACGCUUCAUUGUCUAUAUCAUGCAGCUGUCCAACUGCAGUGCCCUCUUUCUGCCGGCUGAUCAGAAAAUGCACGUCCGCAUGGCGGUGCUGCCGCCCGUUCAGGCCACCCACUGCCUCUUCCGAACACGAGGCCUGCUCCCUCAGGACGUGGUGGCCAUCAACGAGGUGUUCGGCAUGCAGACGUCACACAACGGAUUGCGGCAGAAGACCCUCAGGGUUGACAUCUGUAACACCAGCAAGUCAGGCCAUGAGGAGUGUCUGGCUGGAGCCCAGAUCAGCCUGGCUGAUGUCAGCUGUUCACAGGAGCGACACACCAAGUGGUACAACCUGCUGAGUUGCCUCCACAUGUCUGAGAUUAACAACAAGGACAAGGAAACAAGAGCACAGGGCAGCUCUGGCAGGGCACACGAAGGAGUCCAGCCUCCUGAGACUGAGUGGCAAGGUGAUCCUCUUGAGGCAGACAUGUCUAAUGAAGAGGCAGAAGAAAAUGAUGAGGAGGGUGUGGAAACUGAAGAUGAAGAGGAAGAGUUUUACCCUGACAACAGUCAAUGGGUUGGAGAGAAAGAGGAGAAUGAAGAGGAGCAGAAGGUGGCCAAAUCCACUCCGACGGCACCCAUCACUGAGAAGGUCAACAAAGAGACAAGCAUUGACAAUUUGUCAGCAUGGUCGGUGGUUCGACCCAAGGAGCGCCGUCCUGACUUCCACCAGCAGAUCCCCUUUAUGAGGGGCAACACCAUCAUCCGCUCCAAGACUUUCUCCCCUGGACCUCAGAGCCAGUACAUUUGCAGGAUUAAUCGGAGCGACAGCGACAGCUCCACACUCUCCAAGAAGUCUCCAUUUGUCAGAAAUGCCUCAGAAAGACGCAGCAUGCGCAUGAAAAGGCCUCCAGUGCAGGUGAAAGGUCUGGAUGGUCUCCUCCGCACUUCCCUGGACCUGGAGCUGGACCUACAGGUAUCCCGGACACGGCAGGCCCGACUGACCCAGGAGCUGCGAGUUCUGCGGGAGCUGAAGAUCCAGCUGGAGAAGGCAAGGCAGCAGGGACAGAGGGAGCUGCCUGCCUGGAUCCAAGAGGACGAACGCUUCCGUCUGCUCCUCAAACAGGCUGAGAAACAGACUCGAGAGGAGCAGCUGCAGGAGAAACGGGUAGAGAAGAUGAUGAAAGCAGCAGCCAAGGAAGUCCACAAGAUCAGAGGACAGAGUGGAAAGGAGCUCUCUGAGGUCCAGACCUUUAGAGAGAAGAUUGCGUUUUUGACGCGAGCAAAGACCAGCAUCCCCAACCUGCCGGCCGAUGACGUGUAGAGAAGCAUUUCAAAGUAUCUUUCCCCUCUGACCCUGUUGCUCCCUCGCUGCAGGGCGAACUCUCGCUGGUGUCGUAAAGAGUUAAGAACAUAUUGGACACAAAAAAAGACCACUCGAAGCGGUGAAGAAACACAUUUUAAAGCAGCUCAGCACUUCUCAUGUGGGUAGUCUGUACAUGUAAGAUGGCUCUCUGGAGCUCCUCCAUCUUCAUUUGCUGUUUUGUUUCUGUUACUAACCAGCUAGUUUUAGUUGUUUCAAGUCAUUCCAGCAAAAAAUCUGACUUUUAUACUAAACUUACACAGAUAAUGUACAUAAGUGGCGCAAAAUUAAAUCAACAAUGGUACUAGAGUUCAGAUUACGCUGAUGACGAAUCAAAACAAAUCUGAAAAAUAUUUAAUAUUCACACUUUAUUUUUAGAGCAUUUAGAAAAUUGUAUAUGCAAACACACAAGCACAGUGUUUCUUUUGAUGUUUUUAUGUUUUUGCUGCAGACGUGAAGAAAACAUCUGUGUAUGAGUUUAAAAGCCUUCUGCUUGUUAAAGUUGGUGCAUCUUGUUUUUGCUAAAUUGUCCCCAAAACUACAACUCCCAAGGUGCAUUUCAGCAAAAAAUAUCCUGGCGCAGGAUCUAAAGUUUCUGUUAAGUAGCAUGAAGCUAACAACAUUUUAACGGUUGUUUGGUGUUUGUGAACUCCUGAUAGUUUGUUUUAAGAGUUGUUGCUAAGAGGGAUCCAAUUUUAGGUAUCAGAAGAGAUUUUUCUCAUUGAAUUCAGUUAAGGCCUGAAUAUUGUUUUUGUUUUUCUAUGAUAACUUUUAUAAACAUAAAAUUUUUCAAAAAGAUACAGCUCCUAACACGUAGGUGCUGCAUUCGUCUUUGGGCAAAAGAGAGGUGGUGAUUUUAUUGGCAAAAAUUACUUAGGACAUUAUUUUAGGAAUGUGACAAUAUUCAUUCAGACUUUUAAAGUUAAAACAAUUAAAUCAAAAUUUGAACAUGGGUUCUGUAAAAUAUUCAGUGAGAGCAACAGGUUUCUCUAAUUUAGAAAUCCCAAAUUAUGGAAGUAGACUUGAUGAAUCCUCAAACACCUGCAUUUACCACAUUUGUCCACAGGUGUCACCAAAUCAUAUGAAUUAAAACUCAUUUCUUCAGUAGGAUCUGCCAUUUUAACUUAAAACAAGCAGCAUUUAAGAUGAUUGUAGAACAUUACGCACCAACUCAGAGAGGAAAACCAGAGGCAUACUCUUUGAAAAACAAGCAUUUUGUCAGUCCAAUUAUCUCUAACCAGCUCAGCAAAAUGUAGAAUCGACACUAACUCACUAACACUCAGGUAGUUUAUUGGAUAGUCUGCACUUUAUAAAACUUUAGGAGAAAAAAACCACAAAAGGAACCUUGAUCUGAGGUUUUCUAGAAGCCUCUCCUUCAUGCUGGAUGAUUAUUGAUUGUUGAAACAUGCAGGAAAUGAAGAUCAAAAUGUAUUUUUGAUGACUGUGAAUUCCUACUGAUUGUAUGUUUGUUCACAAGAGAAAAAAAUCUUCCAGUCAGCCCAUAGAGACAUAAAGGUUUCUCUGCAAUGCAAGCACAGAGACUCCUUGUUUCUUUCUGACUGAUUUUGUUUUGGUCCCGUUUUAUCAGUCUUAACUUUCGGCUUCAUCCUGCCAUGUUUCCCUACUAUAACUGGAGUAUUUAUGUACAUAUCACUCUGAUGUGUUUUAUAACUGGAAGUAAAAAUGCUUUGCACCAAUACAAUAAACAUAUCACCUUUUUAUUUUUUUCUGGCCCCAACAGAGUUUUAAAUGAACCAUUAAACACCUCUUUGCUGCAGCUCUUUCAGCUUGUUUAGGUUUUACAGCCCAUGCCGUUACAGUUUUUGAUCUUUUCAUUGGUUGCCUGUUUUACUGUUUACACAAAAAUUAAAGGCAUAAUUAAAGAUGUUUUUUUUUGUUGUUGUUGUUGUUGUUAUUGUGGGGUUCUUCAGAGUAGUUAUCGGUAAUGACUGAUGGCUUUUUUUUCUGCAGAAGGCAAAAACUUAGCUGAAGUGUUUGAGGAAAGAUUCUCAUGCUUCAUCCAAUUGAAUGGAUGGAUUAAUGAAUGGCAGAAUGACUGAUUUAAUUAUAAUGUAUUUGAAAGGGACAUGCACAUUAAUUAACAUUUGCAACAGGUACAGAUGCAAAUAUACCAGAUUUAGUAGAAUUUUCCAGAUUUUUGUCUGUUAUCCCUGAGCAGGUAACAUUUUACAAAUACAGUUAAAAUGUUUUUUCAUGUACAUAAUGAAGAGUCAAAUGAUGCAGUAGCAUAAAGUAAAUGGUAUAAAAUGGUUGGUGCUGAGUGCAUUGCAGUUUGAUUGGAUGGAUAGUAAAUUGAUUGACGGACGGAUGGAUCAGCCAGAAAACUGCAAUCGGUGUACUCCUAUAAAUUUGGUAGAUGGAUGCUAAAUUGGAUGGAUGGAUGAAUGGUCGGUUGGAUGGAGAUAUAUUGGAUGGUUGAAUUGUAAAUUGACUGAUUGGAUUGAUGGGUGGUGAAUUCAGUUAGGGUCCUAUCCUGAAUAGACAUGAUCUUGAGAUUUUCUCUUUUUUAGAAGCUCAUUUCAGUUAAGUCGUUCUGCAGAUCCUGAACCUAUAACUGCUCUAUAGAUCCUUCCUUUAACCAACUACAGCUUUCUCUCCAGCAGAGGAGCAACCUAAAAAAUGACCACCGAGAA
Messenger RNA from Poecilia latipinna (sailfin molly), 6937 nucleotides. RefSeq names its product WW and C2 domain containing 1 (gene wwc1). Gene Ontology annotation, molecular function: molecular adaptor activity; kinase binding. Gene Ontology annotation, cellular component: cytoplasm. The transcript has 22 exons. Lineage: Eukaryota; Metazoa; Chordata; Actinopteri; Cyprinodontiformes; Poeciliidae. Gene Ontology annotation, biological process: negative regulation of organ growth; regulation of DNA-templated transcription; cell migration. Bases 876 to 4244 code for a protein of 1122 amino acids. The record is from RefSeq and is a predicted model, not a curated record.